AAAGAUUCUUUUUAAUCAAAAGGUUUUUAUUUGAUAACAACUUCAAUUCUUGACAUAUACAAAAGAAUAUACAUAUAGCAAAUGAAUAUCAUCUCUUUACAAAGUAAUAGAAACAUUAACAACUCAUAUACUUAACACUAUACGUUAUCUGUUAUCUGUUAAAACUGUUAAGCAAUAUUGUUUAAGUCCAUCACUCUAACAACUGUUGUUUAAACUUUAAACAAGUUGUUACAAAAAGUUUAAACAACUGUUUAAAAUUUAAAGAAAUAGUUGUUAGAGUGACGGGCUUAAACAGCGUUUUUACAGUGUGUAGCGCCACCUUCGAUGCUUAGAUAAUCAGACCUUGGUUUUCUUAGGGGGUGUUGCAAUAAUAUUCAAAUAUUUGCAAUCAAUCGCAAAUAUUCUGUUGCAAUUUCACAAUUGAUUGAUAACUUUUAACUAUAGCAAAUCAGACUACGUUCCUUGUUUCAUGGAGCAUAUUAGCGAUCAAUUGCAAAUUUGCACUUAAUUGCACGGCUUAUGCUUGAUUUUUGGAAAGAAUGUUGACUUGCAAUUGAUCGCAAGUUUCUUGCAACGCCCCAUAAGACUGUUAAAGUUGUUUUCAGGGAGAGAUUUUUAGAGAGACGUUUAUAGAUACGAUAGACGGCUUAUAGACCAGAACGAUCGAAUGAAGACACACAGAUUUGUGUCUUUUUAGUAGAGACCACUUGUAGCAAAUAAUGUUUACAGAGAGUCGAGCAAAUAUACCAUAACAAAAGAGAAGACAUGUUCUAUUCGGUAGCAAAGAAGACAAACUUCCUCACACAAUGUUUGUUUCUAAUUCGUUUGCUUAUGUGGUAUGAUGCGGCUAUACUGCAGAGUUCACUUACAAUCAAUCAUUUGAGCAUCAAUCAGGGAAUUGCUUUUAAAUCAUAUUUUUCAGAAACUAAUUCGGACAUAUUAUGUCGGAAAUAGGUAGAUGACUUUCGUGUUAACCAGCACGGUAUAGUUCAAUAAAACUUUUAUAAUGAAAUAGGCUUAAACAUCACAACUUGCAUGAAGAAUGUUUGGGAUCAUUCCGGGGAUCAUUAUGGACAAUUUAGAUACAAAAUAGAAUAAAACUGUUGUUAUUAUGAAAUUAGAAAACAUUAAAACGCACUUCUGUUUUCAUGAAUUGAAUUGAAUUUGAAUUGAAUUUAUUAGAACUUCACUGGCAAUUGCCAGCAUUUUGUUCAUAACAAGAAGUACAAAAUGAUACAAGACAAAUAUACAAUGCAAGGAAUAUAAGCAAAUAAACAAAAUGAAAAUAUAACCUGCAAAAAGAGGUAUUUUUCCUUUUACAAUAUCCCUUUCCUUUUAUUUUCAAAUACAAUUGAAUAUAAUUGUAUCGCUUAUAUGACUUCACUAUAUACUUAUUUAUUUAUUUAUUUAUCUAUUUAUUUACCAGGUCCAUAUGAAAAUUUAUACCUUUGCAGAAAAUGAUAUGAAAGAUAAAAUUAUAUCAAUGGCCAUAAAUUAUAUAGAGUUUCAUAAGUAGUCGAGAACGAAGAUAAAAAGAAAUAUAAUCUACAUCUUUCGAACAAAUUUGCAAUUACAGAAAGCCAUUAUAAUAUUGUAUUUACUCAUCUACAUGGCAUGCGUGGUGCAAAAAAAUAAAAUUAUAUCUUUCGGCGGUUGAACAAGAAAAAAAAAAACGCUAUCAUUUUUGCACCAAUCAAAACUUCUGUCCAAUUUUAAAGAGCUAUGAUUCAGAAUGUUGUUUGGUAUUAUGCAUCUUUUCUGACCAAGCUGACUUCAUUCACGGUAAAUGUUUCCUCCCUGACGUUUUUUCACUACAGAAUGAUGUUCUAUCAAGUUUGUUGUCAAUUUUGUGCAGUAACAACUACAGCUAUACAUCCCAAUAUACAUAGGCUAACUUCUCAUCCGACCUAGUUAGAAAGUGUUAGAAAAUAACAGUGAAAGGGUGGUUGAAUCACCAGCAAACAAACGAAAGCCAUCAGUCCUAAACAUUUAGUGGGAGCAAGUGCAACACAAUAGCAGGAAGCUAUUUACCGGAAUGCGCCUUCUCGUCAACAUCUCCGCACUAAGAAAGUAUCUAUCGGAUCUUGUGUUAAAAUAAAUCAAAGAACAGUUUACAUUGGAAGAGGUGUGACUGUUGGUGUAUGCCCUAUAUGGCCUAUACAAACGCGUUUCUGCUCAUAUUUUGAUGAAUAUUCAAUUUCGACCUCGAUGGACUAUAGAAACUUCAUUCCUACAUGCUGAUGACCUAAUAGUAUCGUUUAACAUGUCGCGUAGAAGUCUUAUGCUUUAUUCCAUUGGCUUCUUGAGUGGUGUGCUCCUGCUGGGUUCUCUGUCACAGUUUGGUCAGGUUGUCCGAAUGGAGGAACAAAUCCAGAUCAGCAUCUCACAAGCCCCGGAUCACAUCCGACGCCAGCAUGCCACCGUGGUCAAAGGACUGGUAGGCGAUAAUCGUCUGGUGGCUCUUGAGGAAGAAGCUGACUUGGUUGCCGGAGGUGAAAAACACUCUUCUGACGAUGCUGUGGUCCCCAAAAAAGAGGACAAACUAAAUAAAAACGAUGCUGGUCAACUGAAUGGUCAGACGGAUCCACAUGACUACAAAUACAUCCACAACCCAUCACGGACUUGCUUGAAAAAUAGUGGAAAGAGAUUGAAGGUAUUUGUGAUUUUCUAUUCGAUAUCCGCACCUCAUCAUUUUCUCAGACGACAGACGAUUCGAAAAACUUACGGGGACCGGAGACACUGGGACUCUUUAAGCAUGUUAAGAGGAAAGGGAGUGGUGCGGACAGUUUUCCUUCUCGGCGCCACAUCCAAUGAAACUCUGCAACGAGAUAUUGAUUCAGAGUCCGCUCACCAUGGAGACAUCGUCCAGGAGGACUUUGUUGACAGCUACCUCAACCUGACCGUGAAGACGGUGAUGGGGUUGAAAUGGGUGACCAACUACUGCAGACACGCCCAGUACGCCAUGAAGAUCGACGACGACACCAUGAUGAACCAACGGCUCUUCCAUGACAAAGUGCUGACCAACGCACCACUUACCGACUACGCCACUGGGAAAACAUGGGUCUGGACAGCGCCGGUGCGGAAUGCAAAGAAGAAGUUCUAUGUAUCAGAAGACGACUACCCCUUCCCCACUUUCCCGCCAUACCUGAACGGAGGUGCCUAUGUAUUGUCUUCAGACGUGGUCCAGAAGGCCUACAGGGCUGCCUUAACCACGCCCAUCUUCAAAUGGGAGGACGUCUUCCUGGGAAUGUGCUUGCAGAAGGCGGGAGUUGAAGUCCGUGACAUUGACAGAUUUCUGUUAUUCAAAUUCAAAGAGGAUGAGAGCUACAACCGUCGAGUGCAUCGAGUGAAUGCAUAUGUUUUCAUAUCGGAUUUAAAUGUCACUGAAAUGGUAUGGGUGUGGAACCGAGGACAAAUCAUCUAAAAAAAAGAAUAAUACUAGUACUACUAAGUUCCUUUAUAUAAGGGCAUAUCGAUUAUGUUCCAGUAUGUGUUAACGGACUUUGAUAUGUUUACCCUGGUUUUAGUCUGGCAAGCCUACUACAGAAAUGGGAAAUCAUUUCAAGGAAUAAACUUCAAGGUACUCCUUUACCACCUGAGUUGCGUGCGUGAUGUCUUCUUAAACUGGGUAAUUAAUAAUAAUAUAGGGUAUUUAUAUUGCGCACAUAUCCACCUUGUUAGGUGCUCAAGGCGCUCCUAUAUUACCCGGCUAAGCUAUAUAGGCGUUCAUAGCGCACACAGCUUUUUAAGGAAUUACUUCCUACCGGUACCCAUUUACCUCACCUGGGUUGAGUGCGACACACUGUGGAUCAGUUUCUUGCUGAAGGAAAUGACGUCAUGGCUGGGAUUCGAACCCACGACCCUCUGUUUCAAAGUCCGAAGACUAAUCCACUGGGCCACAACGCUCCACAUGGCUGUCCUAUCACGCCUAUUUAAGGCUUGAUACCAGUAAACUUCCCAUUUGACUUAUUUGUCAUUUUAUCUUCAUUGCAAUAAUAUUACAUAUCUAAUAAAAAGUCUUUCGUACACAUGAUCUCUGAAUAAAACAGUAAUUCGGGAAUGGAUACCUUUUGUUAAAGAUCUUUUUGUCCGAAAAAGAGGCAUAUACAUUUUUUUUGUUUUGAUUUCAGACAAAGCUGUAAUUUUCACCCUCUUUAAAGGUCAAGUCCACCUCAGAAACAUUUUGAUUUGCAUCAAUCCCCGGGGCUUCAAUAGAGAAAAAAUAGACAAGUAUAAUGCUGAAUAUUUCAUCAAAAUUGGAUGUGAUAUAAAAAAAUUAUCAUAUUUAAAGUUUUGCUUAUUUUUCACAAUUUUUUUCAAUAACUAUGUUAUAGUUUAGUCACAUGCAAAUGAGAGAAUGGAUGAUGUCCCUCACUCACUAUUUCUUUUGUUUUUUAUUGUUUGAAUUAUACAAUGUUUCAAUUUUUAGAGAUUUGACAAUAAGGACCAACUUGACUGAACCAUGAAGUUAAACAAUGGUAAUGCCACAUGUUUAGGGAGAAAUUAAAUUUUGUUACACAAUUGUUACACAAGACAAUGAUGAGUAAAUCAGAAUAUUUCAUAUUUCAUAAAAUACAAAAGAAAUAGUGAGUGAGUGAUUCAGUUCGACCGGGAUGUGCAUAUAACUAUUUUGUGAAAUUAAGAGACACUUCAAAAUGUCACUCCUUUCUUAUUUUACAUCCGAUUUUGAUGACAUUUUCAGUGUUAUAGUUGCUGGAUUUUUCUCAUUUUAUUCGAAUCAACUUUUUGUUGGGGUGAUCUUGUCCUUUAAGAAAUAUUAUAACUUUCUUUGGCAAAGAAUGCAGCAUUCAAGUUAAAAAGCAUAAUGUGCAUUGUUUUACCACAGUCGGUACAUAAUUUAAUGUACAUAGAUGCAGAACCCAAAUAGAAAUUGAUGUAUAUUUCUACAGUUAAAGGGUGAAGCCAAAACAACCUCAAAAAUCCAAAGCGUUCCCCAUAUAGCAAGUGGAAAAUAUUAUGUAAAUGAGUAAAACACUGUCAUGUUUUAUCAUAUAUGGGGCUAAUAUCUUUAUGGUAAAAAUCUUGGAUCUGUUAAGUGCAUAAUACCCUUUGAUAAAGCAAAUAUUUAGUUUUAAUAAAGUUUUAAUAAAGUCAA
This is a messenger RNA of Lytechinus pictus (painted urchin), 5116 nucleotides long. RefSeq names its product beta-1,3-galactosyltransferase 5-like. NCBI's taxonomy places the organism in Eukaryota, Metazoa, Echinodermata, Echinoidea, Temnopleuroida, Toxopneustidae. Gene Ontology annotation, molecular function: hexosyltransferase activity. The record is from RefSeq and is a predicted model, not a curated record. The transcript has a single exon. Gene Ontology annotation, cellular component: Golgi membrane. Bases 2186 to 3424 code for a protein of 412 amino acids.